AAAUAGCUGUUUCUCGAAGUCAUUAUUUUGUUAUACAGUAUAUCAUAUAUUGUAUAUCAAUUACAACCAUUAUAUAUAACACUUACAAUAGACUAAAGACUAAAAAUAAUGAUUAAAAUAUUAUUAGUCUUAGCACUGGUUGGCUAUCUGUGUGAGGGAAUCAACUCGUUAGGUCCGAGUUGUGGCGGUAAAGAGCUACAGCACAGUCCUCAACAUGACUACUGGUUACAGACACUUAAACACGAGGAGAAGUCCCCGUUUAACAAUAAUCCCGGAGCUUAUAAGGUGUUCCGUAAUGUUAAAGACUUUGGUGCCAAAGGCGACGGCGUUACAGAUGACUCGGCCGCUAUAAAUCUGGCCAUCAGUGAGGGUGACCGGUGCGGUCCGGGCACUUGUGAGUCUGCAACAAUAUCUCCUGCAAUCGUUUACUUCCCUCCGGGACAAUACCUCAUCGCACACUCUUUAUUACAGUUUUAUUUCACUCAAUUUAUCGGUGAUGCCACUAAUCCGCCGACUUUGAUUAUGGCUCCUAACUUUGAUGGUGACAAUGUUCACGCCCUCAUUACAUCCGAUGAGUACCUGAGCGGACCUCACGAAGUAUGGACCAAUCAAAAYAAUUUCUACCGUCAAGUGCGCAACUUUGUACUCGACCUGACACGAGCGCCUCCCGAAAAAUCGGCCACUGCUAUACAUUGGCAGGUGGCACAGGCUACAUCCAUUACAAAUGUGCAUGUUAAAAUGAGUACAGCACCCGGCAAUAAACAUCAGGGCAUAUGGAUGGAAAAUGGAUCGGGAGGUUUCAUGUCGGACCUGGUGUUCGAAGGGGGCAACUUUGGUAUGUGGGUCGGAAACCAACAGUUCACAUCACGUAAUAUUWCUAUCAGAAAUGCCGACACUGCUAUAUUUAUGAAUUGGAAUUGGGCAUGGACAUUUAAGGGCGUCAAAAUUGAUAACUGCAAAACAGGUAUUGAUAUGACUGCUGGAGGAGAGGCUGCACAGGGAGUCGGUUCGGUAUUGUUGAUGGACUCUGAAAUAUCCAACACACCAGUAGGUGUUCUAACUGUGAACGGUCCGACAUCAAAACCUGCCGGUGCCGGUGCACUCACACUGGACAACGUUAAGCUGACCAAUGUACAGCGGGCAGUAGCCAAACCCAAUGGCCAAACAGUAGUUGAUGGGGGCAACAAAGUUAUCGACUCAUGGGGACAGGGCAGAUUUUAUGAUGUAUCAGGCAAGGCCGAGUAUCAUCAAGGACAGUUACCUAAACCUAAUAAACCGGGUGUUCUAUUGGAUAAUAAUGGAAACUUCUUUGAGAAGACAAAACCUAUUUAUACCGAUAUAGCUAUGAAUGACUUCAUUAGUGUUAUCAGUGAAGGCGCUAAAGGAGAUGGUGUUACUGAUGACACUCAAGCCAUCAGAAAUGCAGUGACCAAAUGGGCCGGUUGUAAAGUCAUCUACUUUCCCGCCGGCGAUUAUGUGGUCACCGAUACCGUUGUAGUACCGGUUGGUUCACGCAUAACAGGCGAAGUUUGGUCAGUGAUUAUGGCUACCGGUGCCAACUUUAAUGACCCGAACAAUCCACGACCGGUAUUCCAAUUGGGAAAACCGGGUGAUGUAGGAGUGGCCGAAGUGAGCGAUAUGUUAUUCUCAACUGAAGGUCCUGCUCCCGGAGCUAUAAUGGUACAAAUUAAUGCAAAAGAACCUGCAGGACAAAAAGGUGCUGUUGGAUUAUGGGACGUCCACUUUAGGAUUGGCGGUGGUAAGGGUACCAGAUUGCAGAGCGGUAACUGUGGAAAAGGUACUAGCCCAAAACCCGAGUGCCACGGAUCGUUUCUAAUGCUACACGUGGCGCCUACCGGUAGCGCAUACUUAGAAAAUAACUGGGUUUGGGUGGCCGAUCACGAUUUGGACGGACCAACUCAGAUCAGUGUAUUCAAUGGUAGAGGUGUUCUUAUUGAGUCCCGAGAUGGACCCGUUUGGGGUUACGGUACCGCAUCAGAGCAUUCGGUUAUGUAUCAAUAUCAAUUGCUCAAUACAAAGAAUGUCAUACUUGGAAUGAUACAAACUGAGACACCCUAUUAUCAGGCGUACCCACCGGCACCCGAACCUUUCCAUCCAUUAGCCAAAUGGUCAGAUCCUGAUUAUAGUAAAUGUCCCAAAGGUUCAGUGACUUGUCCUAUGGCAUGGGGUCUCCGUAUUGUAAAUUCCGAGAGUGUGUUUAUCUAUGGGGCCGGUCUAUACAACUUUUUCCAAAACUACGAUCAGGGAUGUCUGCAAUCAGAGCACUGUCAGGACAAUAUGCUAUCCAUUGAGAAAUCGUCUAAAGAUAUAUACAUUUAUAACUUAAAUACUAAAGCGGCCGACACUAUGGUGACCGUUGACGGACAAAGUCGAGUAAAACAAGCGGACAAUAGGGCGACUUUUUGCUCAACAAUUGUCGGCUUUGUUACCAAAUAAAUGGAUAUCUAUAGACUUUAGUAUAUAUAUAUAUAUAUGUUAUAUUAAAAACUUUGUGUUAUUUU
Molecule: messenger RNA, 2522 nt
Organism: Oppia nitens
Lineage: Eukaryota; Metazoa; Arthropoda; Arachnida; Sarcoptiformes; Oppiidae
Exons: 2
Coding region: 109-2457 (782 amino acids)
Molecular function (GO): polygalacturonase activity
Source: RefSeq, a predicted model, not a curated record